GAGUCAAAAUGGCUCAAAAACCUCUCAGCGAUGAUGAGAAAUUCCUCUAUGUGGACAAAAACUUCGUUAACAACCCACUUGCCCAGGCCGACUGGUCAGCGAAGAAACUGGUUUGGAUUCCAUCAGAGAAACAUGGAUUUGAAGCAGCAAGUAUCAAGGAAGAGAAAGGGGAUGAGGUGACAGUGGAACUGGCAGAAAAUGGAAAGAAAGUGACACUGAGCAAGGAUGACAUCCAGAAGAUGAACCCUCCGAAGUUCUCCAAGGUGGAGGACAUGGCAGAGCUGACUUGCCUCAAUGAAGCUUCGGUGCUGCACAAUCUAAGGGAGAGAUACUUCUCAGGGUUAAUUUAUACUUAUUCAGGUCUCUUCUGCGUUGUAAUAAACCCAUACAAACAGCUGCCCAUUUACUCAGAGAAGAUUAUUGACAUGUACAAGGGAAAGAAGAGGCACGAGAUGCCCCCUCACAUCUACGCUAUCGCGGAUAACGCCUACAGGAGCAUGCUGCAAGAUCGAGAAGACCAGUCUAUCCUGUGCACAGGUGAAUCUGGUGCUGGCAAGACAGAAAAUACCAAAAAGGUCAUUCAGUACCUGGCUGUUGUUGCUUCAUCACAUAAGGGCAAAAAAGACACCAGCGUCACUGGUGAGCUGGAAAAACAGCUUCUGCAGGCAAACCCUAUUCUUGAAGCUUUUGGAAAUGCCAAAACUGUGAAGAAUGACAACUCCUCCAGAUUCGGCAAAUUCAUCCGCAUCAACUUUGAUGUGACAGGCUACAUUGUCGGAGCAAACAUAGAGACUUAUUUGCUUGAAAAAUCCCGAGCGAUUCGUCAGGCAAAAGAUGAGCGAACCUUCCACAUCUUUUACUACCUGAUUGCUGGAGCUUCUGAACAAAUGAGAAAUGACCUGUUGCUAGAAGGCUUCAACAAUUACACCUUUCUGUCUCACGGCUUUGUGCCUAUUCCCUCUCAACAAGAUGAUGAGAUGUUCCAGGAGACCUUGGAAGCCAUGAAAAUUAUGGGCUUUAGUGAGGAGGAGCAGAUCGCUAUACUGAAGGUUGUUUCAUCUGUCCUACAACUGGGUAAUAUUGUCUUCAAGAAGGAGAGAAACACUGAUCAAGCUUCUAUGCCAGACAACACUGCUGCACAAAAAGUGUGUCACCUGAUGGGGAUUAAUGUGACAGAUUUCACAAGAUCUAUUCUAACCCCAAGGAUCAAAGUAGGCCGAGAUGUUGUCCAGAAAGCUCAGACCAAGGAGCAGGCGGACUUUGCCAUAGAGGCUUUGGCCAAGGCACAAUUUGAACGUCUUUUCCGCUGGAUUCUGGCUCGUGUAAACAAAGCUCUCGACAAAACAAAAAGACAAGGAGCUUCCUUCUUGGGGAUCCUCGACAUUGCUGGAUUUGAGAUUUUUGAGAUCAAUUCCUUUGAGCAGCUGUGCAUCAAUUACACUAAUGAGAAACUCCAGCAGCUAUUCAACCACACAAUGUUUAUAUUGGAGCAAGAGGAAUACCAGCGAGAAGGCAUUGAAUGGAACUUCAUUGACUUUGGCCUUGACCUGCAACCUUGCAUUGAGCUGAUUGAAAGACCAACCAACCCUCCAGGUGUCCUGGCUCUGCUGGAUGAAGAGUGUUGGUUCCCCAAAGCUACUGACACGUCUUUUGUGGAGAAACUAAUUCAAGAGCAAGGCAACCAUCCCAAAUUCCAGAAGCCAAAGCAACUCAAGGAUAAAACCGAGUUCUGUAUAUUGCACUAUGCAGGAAAGGUGACCUACAAUGCAAGUGCCUGGCUGACUAAGAACAUGGAUCCACUAAAUGACAAUGUGACUUCUCUGCUGAAUCAGUCUUCAGACAAAUUUGUAGCAGACCUUUGGAAAGACGGUAUGAAUUGUGAGCACAGUUCGUGUAAGAAUUCCAUUCCUGUUUUCUUUUCUGUUUCAGUGGAUCGCAUAGUUGGGCUGGACCAAAUGGCCAAGAUGACUGAAAGCUCACUCCCUAGUGCUUCAAAAACCAAGAAAGGCAUGUUCCGGACUGUUGGACAACUCUAUAAGGAGCAGCUGACCAAACUGAUGACCACCUUAAGGAAUACCAAUCCCAACUUUGUCCGCUGUAUCAUCCCAAAUCAUGAGAAAAGGGCUGGCAAACUUGACGCCCAUUUAGUGCUGGAGCAGCUGCGCUGCAAUGGUGUCCUGGAAGGAAUUCGUAUCUGUAGGCAGGGAUUCCCCAACAGGAUUGUCUUCCAGGAGUUCCGGCAGCGAUAUGAAAUUCUUGCUGCAAAUGCCAUUCCUAAAGGAUUCAUGGAUGGGAAGCAGGCUUGCAUACUGAUGAUCAAAGCAUUAGAACUCGAUCCCAACUUGUACAGAAUUGGGCAGAGCAAAAUCUUCUUCAGAACUGGUGUUCUGGCUCACCUGGAAGAAGAGAGAGACCUGAAGAUCACAGAUGUUAUCAUCACCUUCCAGGCUCAGUGCCGAGGAUACCUAGCCAGAAAAGCCUUUGCCAAGAGACAGCAACAGCUGACUGCAAUGAAGGUUAUCCAAAGAAACUGCGCUGCUUACCUGAAGCUGAGGAACUGGCAAUGGUGGAGACUAUUCACUAAAGUGAAACCAUUGCUGCAAGUCACCCGUCAAGAAGAAGAAAUGCAGGCCAAGGAUGAAGAACUACAGAAAACUAAAGAAAGACAACAAAAAGCAGAGAGUGAAUUGAAGGAGCUGGAACUGAAACACUCACAGCUUUGUGAAGAGAAGAACCUCCUUCAGGAACAGCUUCAGGCAGAAACUGAACUGUAUGCUGAAGCUGAAGAGAUGAGAGUCCGUUUAGCUGCUAAGAAACAAGAGCUGGAAGAGAUUCUCCAUGAGAUGGAAGCCAGAAUUGAGGAAGAGGAGGAACGCAGCCAGCAGUUGCAAGCAGAAAAGAAAAAGAUGCAACAACAAAUGCUGGACCUUGAGGAACAACUGGAAGAAGAAGAAGCUGCAAGGCAGAAACUGCAACUUGAAAAAGUAACAGCAGAUGGCAAAAUAAAGAAAAUGGAAGAUGAUAUUCUCAUAAUGGAAGAUCAGAAUAACAAGCUAACCAAGGAAAGAAAACUCCUUGAGGAAAGAAUAAGUGAUCUAACAACAAAUCUUGCAGAAGAAGAAGAAAAAGCUAAAAAUCUCACAAAGCUGAAAACCAAACAUGAAUCUAUGAUUUCAGAACUUGAAGUGCGACUGAAGAAAGAAGAGAAGAGCAGACAAGAACUGGAGAAACUGAAGAGGAAGCUGGAAGGGGAGUCAGGAGAUCUACAUGAGCAGAUCGCAGAGCUCCAGGCACAAAUUGCUGAGUUGAAAGCACAAUUGGCCAAAAAGGAAGAAGAGCUGCAGGCUGCUCUAGCCAGGCUUGAAGAUGAAACUAGUCAGAAGAACAAUGCCCUCAAGAAGAUCCGUGAAUUGGAAGCUCACAUCUCUGAUCUCCAGGAAGACUUGGAGUCUGAGAAAGCUGCAAGAAACAAAGCAGAGAAGCAGAAGAGAGACCUAGGUGAAGAGCUGGAGGCUCUUAAGACAGAGCUUGAGGAUACUUUAGAUACCACAGCCACCCAGCAGGAACUCAGAGCAAAGCGGGAACAGGAGGUCACAGUCCUGAAGAAAGCUCUGGAGGAGGAGACUCGCACUCAUGAAGCCCAGGUCCAAGAGAUGAGGCAAAAGCACACUCAAGCUGUGGAAGAGCUAACAGAGCAGCUGGAACAAUUUAAACGGGCCAAAGCAAACCUGGAUAAGAACAAGCAAACACUGGAGAAAGAAAAUGCUGAUCUGGCUAAUGAAGUCAGGAGCCUGAAUCAGGCCAAACAAGAUGUAGAGCACAAGAAGAAGAAGCUGGAAGUACAGCUACAAGAGUUACAGUCCAAGUACACUGAUGGAGAGCGUGUUCGGACAGAGCUCAAUGAAAAAGUUCAUAAAUUACAAGUUGAGGUUGAAAAUGUUACUACUUUGCUCAAUGAAGCAGAAAGCAAGACAAUCAAAUUGACCAAAGAUGUUGCAACUCUAGGAUCUCAGCUACAAGACACCCAGGAGCUGCUUCAGGAGGAAACACGGCAGAAGCUAAACAUGUCUACCAAGCUUCGUCAGUUGGAGGACGAGAAGAACAGCUUGCAAGAGCAGUUGGAUGAAGAAGUAGAAGCAAAACAAAAUAUGGAGAGACAUAUUUCAACACUGACGAUACAGCUCUCUGACUCUAAGAAGAAGCUACAGGAAUAUUCCAUCACAGUAGAAACUUUGGAGGAAGGCAAAAAGAAACUUCAGAAGGAAAUUGAAAGUCUCACACAACAGUUUGAGGAAAAGGCUGCUUCUUAUGACAAACUGGAAAAAACCAAGAACAGACUCCAGCAGGAGCUGGAUGACCUGGUGGUAGACUUGGACAACCAGCGUCAGCUGGUCUCCAACCUGGAGAAGAAACAGAAGAAGUUUGAUCAGAUGCUAGCUGAAGAGAAAAGCAUCUCUUCCAAAUAUGCAGAUGAAAGGGACAGGGCAGAAGCCGAAGCCAGAGAAAAGGAAACAAAGGCUUUGUCAUUGGCCCGAGCACUUGAAGAAGCUUUGGAGGCCAAAGAAGAACUGGAGAGAACGAACAAAAUGUUGAAAGCUGAAAUGGAAGAUCUUGUUAGCUCUAAAGAUGAUGUUGGCAAGAAUGUGCAUGAAUUGGAGAAAUCUAAACGCACCCUUGAACAGCAAGUAGAGGAGAUGAAGACCCAAUUAGAAGAGCUAGAGGAUGAGCUACAGGCUGCUGAAGAUGCCAAACUCAGGUUGGAGGUUAACAUGCAGGCCUUGAAAGGCCAGUUUGAAAGAGAUUUACAAGCCAGAGAUGAACAGAAUGAGGAGAAGAAAAGACAACUCCUUAAACAGCUCCAUGAAUACGAAACGGAACUGGAAGAUGAGAGGAAGCAACGUGCCAUGGCAGCUGCGGCCAAAAAGAAGCUGGAGGUGGAUGUUAAAGAUCUAGAAAGCCAAGUUGACUCUGCUAACAAAGCUCGGGAAGAAGCCAUCAAACAGCUUCGCAAACUGCAGGCUCAGAUGAAGGACUACCAACGAGAGCUGGAUGAUGCACGGGCUGCCAGAGAAGAAAUAUUUGCUACAGCCAGAGAAAAUGAGAAGAAAGCAAAGGGCCUGGAAACAGAACUCAUCCAGCUUCAAGAGGAUCUGGCUGCUGCAGAGAGAGCUCGCAAACAAGCAGAUCUGGAGAAAGAAGAGAUGGCAGAGGAACUUGCAAGCGCUGCUUCUGGAAGGGCAAGCCUUCAGGAUGAGAAACGGCGCUUGGAGGCAAGAAUUGCACAGCUGGAGGAAGAGCUGGAAGAGGAGCAAAGCAACAUAGAAGCAAUGAGUGAUCGCAUGAGAAAAGCGGUACAGCAGGCAGAGCAGCUGAACAAUGAGCUGGCAACAGAGCGCGCAGCAGCACAGAAGAAUGAAAAUGCUCGGCAGCAGCUAGAGAGGCAGAACAAAGAGCUGAAGAGCAAGCUGACGGAGAUGGAGGGAUCUGUGAAGAACAAAUUCAAAGCUACAAUUGCUGCUCUGGAGGCCAAAAUUGCUUCUCUUGAAGAGCAAUUGGAACAGGAAGCCAGAGAGAAGCAGGCUGCAGCCAAGGCAUUGCGCCAGAAGGACAAGAAGCUGAAGGACGCCUUGCUGCAGGUGGAGGAUGAGAGGAAGCAAGCUGAGCAGUACAAAGAUCAGGCUGAGAAGGGCAACACACGACUGAAGCAACUGAAGAGGCAGCUGGAGGAGGCUGAGGAGGAAUCUCAGCGUAUCAACGCAAACCGCAGGAAGCUGCAGAGAGAGCUGGAUGAAGCUACGGAGAGUAACGAAGCCCUGGGCCGUGAGGUUACAUCACUGAAGAGCAAGCUCAGGAGGGGAAAUGAACCAGCAUCUUUUGCCCCACCCCGCAGAUCUGGAGGCAGAAGAGUAAUUGAGAAUGCAACAGAAGGAGGUGAUGAAGAAAUGGAUGCAAGAGAUGGAGAUUUCAAUGGAACAAAAGCCAGUGAAUGAGCACGCUUUAAAAAUUGCACUGCAGCAAGGGGAGGGAGGACCAUAGUUAGCACUGUGUAAGUCUGCUCGUAGUGUCAAGGUCACAUACACCCACUCCUCUGACAACGACGAAAGCACAACUGCCUUGUCUCCCAUGUAUAGAUUGACGCUAAAAAUACUCCAAAAUCUAUUUUAUCAUGAAGUAUAUCUGAACAGGUAGGGGGCUUUUAACAGAGUAAUUUACUUUGAGGAACUUGCAGAAAGUGAGUUACAGUAGCUCAAAUGACUUAAAACCAAGUGAAAUAUAGUUUACACAGGAUUUAUGAGACUGUUGCAAGGAAAAAAAAGGCAUUGGUUAGUUAAUCUUUUCUUAAACUUUCAUUUUGACUUGAUUAUUCAAUUAACACAGGGUUUAUCCUGGUUCUACACCCCUGAUGCACCAUUCACAAGGUGGAAGUGCCUUUUUAAAUCACUUAUUGAAAAAUAAAAUAUGUCUUCAAAUUAAGUCAACUGUUACAGUUUUAUAUGCACUAUGGAUGUGCUUACACACUAAUA
Messenger RNA from Indicator indicator, 6524 nucleotides. RefSeq names its product myosin heavy chain 11 (gene MYH11). Gene Ontology annotation, cellular component: myosin complex. Gene Ontology annotation, molecular function: actin filament binding; cytoskeletal motor activity; ATP binding. Lineage: Eukaryota; Metazoa; Chordata; Aves; Piciformes; Indicatoridae. Bases 9 to 5990 code for a protein of 1993 amino acids. The transcript is spliced from 40 exons. The record is from RefSeq and is a predicted model, not a curated record.